CCAAACGUUCACCAAAAGCUACUCUUAGUACAUUAAGUUCAAGGAACUGAAAAACAUGUCCCCCAUGAUUUCCUUCCUGCUCUUCACUUCCUUAACUAUUCUCUCCAUUGCUAGAGCUCAAGAUAGAGCUCCCCAUGGGGUCGCUUAUGAAAACCCCACAGCUUUUUCACCAUCAGCGUAUGACUUCUUUCAUCCAAAUAUUCGUAACCCAAAUACCAAAGAGCCUUGUAACCUGUCCAAUUGCUCGCCCUUGCCUAUGGCAGCACAAGUAGUUGAAGCCACUCCAGCGCAUGAGAGCAGAGCAUCCACUUCCCAGCAUGGCAGGGGCCGAGUUGGAGCUGGUGGGAUUGCUGGCAUUGUAUUCGGCUUUGUUUUUGCUGUGCUUUUGGCGAUGGGUGCCUACUAUGUAGUGAUCACGCGUCGAGCCAAUACAAGUCGGACCAAUUGCGUUCAACCUGAUGCUUAAUCGACAUGCUCACCACAGGAAGCUUUAUGAAACUUAGGCCUCCGCCCUUCUUGUCUGUUUCUUUUCGUGUUUCUCUUUCGUUUCUUCACAUUUUGUUCAGCUUAUGGAAUGUAGCCGUAAUACUCUAGUGAUAAGCUGCAUAGUAUUUCACAA
Molecule: messenger RNA, 619 nt
Organism: Carya illinoinensis
Lineage: Eukaryota; Viridiplantae; Streptophyta; Magnoliopsida; Fagales; Juglandaceae
Exons: 1
Coding region: 56-466 (136 amino acids)
Source: RefSeq, a predicted model, not a curated record